UUGCCGAGUUUACAGUGUAUAGUAAACAAAGGUUCCAUUUCGCGUGAGAGUCUCAGAUUUCGCAGAUCUUUUAUUAUAGUUUUAGAUAUUUAUUCAAUUUUACAAUAAUUAUUUAACAAUUAUUUUACAAUUUAAGAUCAACAUAUAAAGUAACAUUUUAAACAUUGAAUUUUAAGUAAAAAUUAUUGGUAAAAAAGCCACAUUAGUAAAAGCCACAUCGUAGCAAUGGUUAAGCUCUCCGAAGCACAACCCCAUGCAUUUUUCCUCAAAGAUUGUCACGUUUAUGAAACGGAAACCACCAAACUGGAAAAGACUAUUGAUCAAAUGGUGGAUUUUGCUUGGGAUGAUGAAAAAGAAGCUGAUGUGUUGCUUGCACACUUCAUCAAACGAUUAAAAACAGGCAACUAUGUCUACCCGGAAGACGAUUUGCGUGACAUUCUUAAAAACACUGCUGCAUUAUCACCUAGCUGUAUACGUGGUUACAAAGAAAAGAAUCUCCAUUGCCAAGAAAUAAGGAAUCGACUCUCAAUAUUGUUGAAUUAUGGCCUAGCGGAGCUGCAAUGUAAUAAGAAGCCCAAUGAACAGCAAAUGUUCACAAUUCUAAAUCAAUUGGAGCCAUUUGUGGAGAUAUUUGCAACCGAUCCAACUUGGAAUAUAUUCUUCCAGGGCUUAUGGGAUUUCAGCAUCAAUGCGGGGAAAAGUAAAUUAACUGCGAAAAUGGUUACGGUUUACCCAGGUAAAAUUAAUCAAUCUUUGGAAGCUCUUUUAAAGUCAAAGCCCACGGAUGUUAAUUCACUUCUAGAUAAUGAGAAUUUCAUUGGUGUUGCUUCCAUUAUUACAAUACCAGAAGUAUUCCAACAUGUAUUCAUGUACUUAGCACGACAAGACACUAUUUAUCCAGCUGAAGCACACAUUUUACAGACUUCCUUCCAUAAAACUUUGAAAUCAAAUUUACCUAAAAGUAAAUUAUUGGCUUUGUAUCCCCACACUAUCCGAUCGUUUGCCACUAUAUUAUAUGAGACCAAUGAUCCCAAUGACCAAUUUAUUUCAGCUUUACUUCAGCAAAUCAAAAAGCAAAAUAUUCUUGACUUUAUUAUUCUUGUGACACACUUUCCCUUGUUUAUACAUUUGAAGUAAAUAAAUGCGUAAACACCACUCUACAUAAAAUA
Armigeres subalbatus is the source of this 1169-nucleotide messenger RNA. RefSeq lists its product as uncharacterized. The record is from RefSeq and is a predicted model, not a curated record. NCBI's taxonomy places the organism in Eukaryota, Metazoa, Arthropoda, Insecta, Diptera, Culicidae. The transcript has 2 exons. The coding region runs from base 226 to 1137 and encodes 303 amino acids.